Molecule: messenger RNA, 3289 nt
Organism: Helicoverpa zea (corn earworm)
Lineage: Eukaryota; Metazoa; Arthropoda; Insecta; Lepidoptera; Noctuidae
Gene: Mcm3
Product: DNA replication licensing factor Mcm3
Exons: 14
Coding region: 115-2526 (803 amino acids)
Biological process (GO): DNA replication; mitotic DNA replication initiation; DNA strand elongation involved in DNA replication
Cellular component (GO): MCM complex; nucleus
Molecular function (GO): ATP hydrolysis activity; single-stranded DNA helicase activity; single-stranded DNA binding
Source: RefSeq, a predicted model, not a curated record
UUAUUUGGCGCCAAAAACCAAGCAACUGUCAAAGUUGUUGUGUGAAAACUUGAAUGUGCUUUGUUUAAUUUGUUUUAACUGUUAUUUUAGAUUAAUUAGAGUAAAAACUGUACAAUGGAAGACGGUGACUUUGAUCAACGUUUGCGUGAUUUACAAAGGGAAUAUUUGGAGUUCCUAGACGAUGAGGAAGACCAAGGUAUUUACAUGGAGAAGGUGAAACAGAUGAUAGCAGAUAAAUCUCAGAGAUUACUUGUCAGCAUCAAUGAUCUGAGGCGAAAGAAUCCGGAAAGAGCACGAACCCUGCUUGAGAACGCGUUUGAAGAACAGAUAGCAUUUCAAAAAGCUCUCAAAGAGUAUGUUUCCUCAAUUGAUCCUACAUACGCGAAGGAGCAGGAGGAGUUCUUCGUCGCGUUUAAUGGAAGCUUCGGAAAUAAACAUGUUACUCCUCGUAGUUUGACCUCAAGGUAUUUAGGCAAUCUAAUAUGUGUGGAAGGCAUAGUGACCAGGGUGUCUCUCGUGAGACCAAAGGUUGUGCGCAGUGUCCACUACUGCCCGGCCACCAAGAAGGUUAUGGAGAGGAAGUAUACAGACCUGACCUCCUUUGAAGCCUUCCCUACUUCUGCUGUUUAUCCUACUAAGGAUGAUGAAGGAAAUCCCCUCGAAACAGAAUACGGUCUCUCCCGCUACAAAGACCACCAGACCCUCACAGUACAAGAGAUGCCUGAGCGGGCUCCAGCCGGCCAGCUGCCCAGGAGUGUGGACAUCAUAUGUGAUGAUGACCUGGUGGACAAGUGCAAGCCGGGAGACAGGGUGCAGAUUGUCGGCAACUACAGGUGUCUCCCUAAUAAGCAGGGUAGCUUCACUGCUGGUACUUUUAGAACAAUCCUCAUAGCGAACAACGUAACAGAAAUCAACAAGGACAUGAACAUGAACAUCACUCUAGAAGACGUGAAGCUCUGCAAGAGGCUCGCCAAGCGCGGCACGGCGGACAUGUUCGAUCUGCUGAGCAAGUCUCUAGCUCCGUCCAUACAUGGACACGAUUAUAUUAAGAAGGCUAUUCUGUGUCUGCUGCUGGGCGGCAUGGAGAAGGUGCUGCCUAAUGGCACGAGACUUAGAGGUGACAUCAACAUCCUACUGAUCGGCGACCCGUCGGUGGCGAAGUCGCAGCUGCUGCGCUACGUGCUGCAGACAGCGCCUCGCGCCAUCACCACCACCGGCCGUGGCUCCUCCGGCGUCGGGCUCACUGCUGCCGUCACCACUGACCCCGAGACUGGGGACCGCAGACUAGAAGCCGGCGCCAUGGUGUUAGCCGACCGCGGCGUAGUAUGCAUCGACGAGUUCGACAAGAUGUCGGACAUCGACCGCACGGCCAUCCACGAGGUGAUGGAGCAGGGCCGCGUCAGCAUCGCCAAGGCCGGCGUACACGCCACGCUCAACGCUCGCUGCUCCGUGCUGGCUGCUGCCAAUCCUGUGUAUGGACGGUAUGACCAGUACAAGACUCCUAUGGAGAACAUAGGUCUGCAGGACUCGCUGCUGUCGCGCUUCGACCUGUUGUUCGUGAUGCUGGACAUCGCCGACGCAGACCACGACAAUAUGAUCUCUGAACAUGUGCUCAGGAUGCAUCGGUAUAGGAACCCAAAAGAGCAAGAUGGUGAAGUAUUACCCAUGGGCUCCACUGUAGAGAUGUUAUCCACUGAGAACCCAGACAAUGAUGAAGCUGAGGAAACAAACGCGUCAAUCUACGAGAAAUACGACCCCCUCCUACACGGAAACACGCGCAGCAAGAAGGAGCAGUACCUCAACACGAAGUUCAUGCGCAAGUUCAUACACAUAGCUCGGCUCAUGAAGCCCAAGCUGACGCAGGAGGCGUCGGACGCCAUCGCCGACGAGUACGCCAGGCUCAGGAACCAGGAUAUGAUGGACAGCGAUGUCGCCAGGACACAACCAGUAACAGCGCGUACGCUGGAGACGCUGAUCCGCCUGUCUACAGCCCACGCGAAGUGUCGGCUGAGCUUCCAGGUGACGCACGACGACGCGCUAGCGGCCAUCGAGCUCGUGCAGUUCGCUUACUUUAAGAAGGUGUUAACAAAAGAAAAGCGUCGCAAACGUCGUGCGUCAUCUGACGGAGAAGAAGCCGAAGGCGAUCAGCCCGCCGCGCCACGUGCUAAGAAGUCAAGAAAAACGGGAGCUGAAGGCGAGGAUCCAUACGCGUUCUCGUCAGACGAAGAGGCGGAGCCGGUGCUGCGGGCUGCACACUCCUCACAACCUGAGCCUGCGCAACGGACCACUAGGUCUUCACAGAAAACUACUAUUGAAGCCAACAGGUUAACCCAAUUCAAGUCAGCUCUGCAGCAACUAUUCCGCGAGGAGCGAGCGAACUCUCUCCCCCUGUCCCGCGUGACGUCAUACGUCAACGACAAGUACUCACACGAGACGUUCUCUGACGGAGAAGUGAACGCCGCGCUGCAGCAGAUGACGCACGACAACCAGGUCAUGAUGGCUGAUGAUAUUGUCUUCUUGAUUUAAUUGGUUGAAAAUAUACUGCUUUUUGUACUAAGAUUGUGUCUAUAGUAAGCAGACUGUGUGUCAAAGUGGCUGCAAACUGCAGCUUCAUUUUUCAACGAGGAAGUUUAGCUGUGAGUCGGCCACUAACUAAGACUGUCGUAACGCUACAAACUGCACAUAGAGAGCCCAAACUAUCAAAUUGUGUAAACUCCAUUUCAAAUAUAUGGAAAGGCGUACUAAAUAACAGGAGUAAAAAAACAGUUUGCUUAAUGUAGACACAGCCUUAGUAUAGACGCCAGCAGCUACUGCAAUCGUGCAAAAUCUUCACAAAAAUGACGACUAUGUGCGCAUAAUGCGUGGUUUACGCAGUAAACCUGAGAUAAUAGAUCUGUUAAUCGCGAUACAGUUCAAGUGUCACCAAUUUUUUGUUUGUAAGAGUAACAAAUUGUUGCGUUGUACCCACCUGCAUACAAUUAUUGUCAUGAUUUCCUUAUCAGGAAAACUGAAGUUAGAAAAGUUAAUUACAGAACUAUUAGUACUAGUAUUUACUUGAAAAUAUGUAAUACCAUUUUCAAUUACUAUGAAAUGUAGACCAUUUUAAAACUAUGUAAACAUCACUGAUUGAUCAGCCGCCUAAAAUAAAUUUAAUAUUUUUGUAUUUUCUUAGCCAUUGUUCAUGUUAAUGUUAAGUUGUUUUAGACUAAGAUUUAAAUAUAAAGUGCCUUUUGUAAUUGAUAAAUCAAGUUAAACAAAGAUUGACAAUAAAACCAUUUGAUUGAUAAAA